This is a messenger RNA of Anarrhichthys ocellatus (wolf-eel), 7707 nucleotides long. It is a transcript of the gene exd3, whose product is annotated as exonuclease 3'-5' domain containing 3. The coding region runs from base 132 to 2783 and encodes 883 amino acids. Gene Ontology annotation, biological process: nucleobase-containing compound metabolic process. The record is from RefSeq and is a predicted model, not a curated record. The transcript has 21 exons. Gene Ontology annotation, molecular function: 3'-5' exonuclease activity; nucleic acid binding. NCBI's taxonomy places the organism in Eukaryota, Metazoa, Chordata, Actinopteri, Perciformes, Anarhichadidae.
UGAAUGGCUCCACUGUUCCCCACAAACUCAUCUGAUGUAAGGUAACGAAACUGUAGUCUACCUGACGACAGCUAGUAAACUGGAAGAAAGUAGCGCAUGAGUGACAGCAGCACACCAUCCGGUGGACAGAAAUGGACCGUAUGACUCCAGAGGCAGCGGGUCUUGACCCUGCCGUCCUGAGAGACCAACUCUUCGAGCUAUGGAACCGGAAAGAUCUGCAGACGCUACAUUUGGCAGCCCACCGGGGAUUUUCAAAGCUGUCUGAGCCUCUGGAGGCUUUGCUGACAAUCCUGGAGGGCUGUCCGGGCAGACAGAAGGGUCGGAGCCACACCCUCGGCCAUCACAUCCUCGUGGAAUUCCUGACGUGGAUGAAGGAGCAUCCUCAGGUGACUCUGAGCUCACUCUUAGAGCAGCAAGCACUGGCACUUCAGCAGCGAGCGCUGACCUUAACGACGGAUACCCAGCCCGCCUUUGUCGACAAUCUCACUAACAUCUACCAGCUCGACUCCCUGGAUCCAGCCAUUCUCCGAUCGAACAUCAUGAGGUUGCACGCUCUUCACUGCUACAAAGAGGCAGCGGUGCUCAGCGUAAAGCUGAAGUUACAGAAAGAGCUGAACAUGGAGGAGAUGUGUGUACCACUAAUCUUGCAAAAUAAGUUGCCGUUGGCAGAGUCCUUCGUCGCGGGCAACAAUCAUCUAGAACAGCAAUUGGUCACACUGCUAGACUCGUGGUGCCACCCCAGCUUCACCGAGGAAGAGAUACACAAGCGGUACCCUCACAUCUCUGUAAGCAAACAGUGCUUGAGCCAGAUGCAGCCCAAAUUGCUCGCCAAACACGUCUUCCGACUCGUGGAGAAAUUCAACAUUGACCAAGGUCUGUGUCCCAAUGCUCUGCACAAGAGGAGGUUGGACUCUUUACGUUUCCUCAUGUACAAGAGGUUUGUGGAGAAAAGCAUGACAGAUGAGAACUGGAGUGACCAUGUACAGUACGUCGUGGCAGAUGACUUUGAGCUGCAGAUCCAGUUGGUGGAGAUGUUGGUGAGGUACUGUAGUUUUCACAAAGCCUCUCAGUGGUCUCUGAGAUACAACGUCCCCAGAGAUCGACUUCCCUGCGGCGUGUGGGAAACGCAGCAGAGUCUACCGCCUGAUCUACAACAGAUCGGUCCGAGUGGUUCGGCAAAGCCUGAGGAGUGGAGACCGUCUCGCUCUCACUGCAAGACGUUCUACCAGGUGCCGCUCACCAAAGACAAGGUUCAUUUUGUGGACUCGCCGGAAACUCUUCGGAGAUGUCGAAACAUUGUGCUGAAGGAGGGUGGUAUAGUCGGAGUUGACAUGGAGUGGCAGCCCACGUUUGGCUGCAUCUCCACUCAGCAGGUUGCCCUGAUACAGCUUGCCGUUUUGGACCAGGUUUUCUUAGUAGACCUUUGUGCAAGUGGAUUCUGCCAACACCCAGAUACUAUUCUUUUCAUCAGGAGCUUGUUCGCCCAAAGAAACAUCCUCAAACUGGGUUAUGGCAUGUCGGGGGAUCUCAAGUGUCUCAUAGCCACCUGGCAGCAGCUUUUAGAGGAGCCAUUGAAGAUGGAGGCCGUGCUUGAUCUUCUUAAUGUACACCAAAAGAUCCAGCGUCGAAAGGUCAAUCGGACUCAAAAUGGACCUAAAGAGGUGCUGGUAGGAAAGAACUCUGCGGAGAAAGGCCUCAGUCUGCUGGUACAGCAGGUUCUGGGAAGGCCCCUCGACAAGACCGAGCAGAUGUCCCACUGGGAGAAACGGCCGCUGCGCAUCAGCCAAAUUAGAUAUGCAGUGGCAGAUGCCUGCUGUUUGCUGGAUGUGUACUCUGCCCUCUCCAGCAACCCAGCUUACUUUGGGCUACCAGCUGACCUGCGCAGCAUCUCAUCGAGCCAAUCGGAGGACAGUGGAGACAAGAAGCAGAAGGAGAAACGGGCCCAUGGCAAAGAGGAAUGUCAGGGGGCUCAAAGGGUCAGUCCCCCCAGCUCCAACACAGAGAAAGGCCUCCUGUGUGGCGAGAAGCCCUCAGAAGACACCCCCCCUCUGCCCCCCCAGCAGUUGCGGGUGGUGUGCGACAACAUGCUGCAGGGACUCGGGAGGUACCUGCGCUGUUUAGGCGUCGAUGUGAUCAUGUUGGAGAACACCGACGAUCACAGAGUUGCGGCAAAGUUAGCACAAGCCGAAGGCCGCUUCAUUCUCACAUGUGGACAACCGUUCCAAAGUUUGCGGUCCCAGGUAGGCGAGGGUCGCUGUCUGUCCCUAGACUGUUCAGAAAGGGCCAGAGAUCAGGUUGUGCGAGUCCUCAGACACUUCAACGUGCAGCUCACUCCCAGCGACAUAUUCAGCCGCUGCCAGGCGUGUAACAGUGAUCAGUACGCGGCGGUGCCCAGAAAGGACAUGGCCAGGAUGCUUAAGCAGAAAGGAUUUCUGCAGGGCCAGGACGUCAUUGACCACACACAACAACAGGAAGAGGAGACGCUUGGAGACAUUCUGACCCCAAGUGUGACCCCUGAAAUCCCCAGGUAUGUUCAGUGUCAGUGGGCCCCCCUCUCAGAGCUGGACCCCGACACCCUGACCUUUCCCGGGGGGGCACCCGUCCAGCUCCACGCCGUGCCCCCUGCCCUCCUGCCGAGGAUACCGCUCUUCUAUGUCUGCACCAGAUGUGGCAAGGUGUUCUGGGAAGGCUCUCACUUUGGCCGCGUCCUCUCCAUGUUUCAGGAUGUCUUACACAUAACAGACAAGGACCCUGAAUCGGCUGCGGCUGCACCGCAGAAUUGACAUUUGUAUAGCUACUGCACUUUACCUGACCCUCAAGUACAUCCGUAGUAAUAAUUUACACAUUUAGAACUGGAGUUGUCAUGAAAUCCAAUUAGAUUAUUAGUUUUUUCCCUUUUCUAAUUGGCUAAAAGUGUAAAAAUAAAAGAGGCAUUAAGAAUUCACCUGACAUCACAAGUGAGACCCAAACUUCAAGUCCUUUGAAAUAAUUGAAUUUCCUGUUCACCAUCUGGUUUUAAAAUUUGUCAUACCAAAAAAAAAAAAUCCGACACAUCUCGUCUCAACAGUUUUAAAACCUUUUACGUUCAUAAGUUCAAAGCUCAGCGAACCAAAGACCGGUCAGCUGUGAUCCAGUUGUGACUCGGUCAUUUUUGUUGUUGAUUGUAUUUACUGUUCUACCACAUUUAUGGUGAUUUAUGGUUUAAAAUUGUAUAUUGAGACCAUUUUAAUUAUUCCUUAUCAAUCAAACUAUAAAGUUUGUUGCUAUUUUAUUUGUUUCCGAUAUUUUAUUGUUUUGAUUUCAGAGUUAAGCGGUUAAAUGACGGGGCUAAGUUCUGUGGCCUUUUUUUAGCAGUCGGUGGUGCUGUAUAUUUCCAUUCUUUGUGAUUAAAUCUGUAUCAUUUUUAAUUAUUUAGCUGGAAGCUCAAUAUGCGUGAAUAAAGUGCUUUUAAUUUCAUGUUUUUAAUCUGAGAAGUCACGGUUGUUUCUGUCUGCGUAGAGUUAAUUUAUGACGUGUUUGGAACGUUCACAGGACAGAUGGUGAAGGAUUAAGAGCGGACAGCAUGAUCAUCAACGGAUCAUCUAAGCUUCUCUGAUGUCUGUCAGGUGUAACACUAACAGUGUGGGGGGGGUUGUGCCCCGAGGCUGAAGAGCAGACGGGUCACAGAGUAGCCCAACGCGCACACACACACACACACACACACACCGCCUGAAUCCCUUCACAUUUUCUCAUACCUUCUUCUUUCCAACUCUCCUCUCCUCUGCACCCCACAUUGGAUUUGUGUUGUUGCUGAACAUUAGAUUCCCCAGACGAGUUUGAACAGAUCUAAUGUGUGAAAAGUUGUGCAAUUAAAUAUGUUUGGUGUUUUGUGCAUAGCAGGCAUUUUGUUGAGAUUCCAUUGGAAGGCUGAUCUGUUUACACUCGUGAAAUCGUCAGAGACCACAGCCAUGUUUUCACUUUAUUUAAUUGAUCACGUAACUUGCAUCCAAAAAAAAGCCACAGUGACUUCCAAAGACGGGGUCAUACUGUGACUCACUGAGGUAAAUGUGUUUUCAGUGUGUUUGAAUCACAGAAGGAAGUGAAGAGAGUUGAACCUCAGGGUGAUUCAGUGACCCCGGACAAUGAUUAACAUUUCCUCACAACGUUUAAAGUGAAAGCUUUCCUCCAGAGCGUGCACACGAUAACCUGAUUACCAUGAAGAACUAGAUGGAGUUCACAGAUGUAAAGUCUUUAAUGUGUUAAAGCUGAAAUUCUUGGAUCACUAACUUCCCAAGCUGUCGCUUUACAGGGAACUCACUCGGCUGCUGCCAAAUCUUAAUCAAAGCAAGUUGUGGAAAUAGGAGUGACUUUGGAAUGAGGUGUUAUCUAACUAAAUGAUUUUUGGAAGAAGUGGACAAUUUUCUACAUCACACGUGUGAAGAGCAGGUCAGGACCUCCACAUGUGAGUAAUGGAACACCAUUUACCAAACUGCAUAACCUUGGGUGUGUUACAAAAUGAAGGUUUUGGGGCUUUUUUUGUUGCAGUAAGUAACGUUAAUAAUGCCGUUAUCGCUGAGGACUUCAUGAGUACGGUCACUUCUGACGAAUAAUGUGAACCAAAUUGGGUCUCCGUGGCUUAAUAUGUGAAGUUCGCUGUCCAUUGAUCUGAACCUGCUUCUCAUUAACAAGAACCCGCGUUGGACGGAGGAGAUCAUGUGGAUUACGGUCCGUCUCAGACAUGACUUACUGCGCAGCAUCCUGUAAUGAUACACUGUAAAUGUUUGACUUUAGGAUAUUUAGGAUAAUCCUGUUGUGAAUUUUGAAGGUUUGUGAUAAUAGUUUUUUCCCCCAAUAUAUACCCUAUAUAGUCAUGUAUAAGGUUGAUGGUAUCACUUCCUAGCCCCAAAUACAAAGAAGUGCCUUGGACACACUUUACUUUGACGACACUCACUUUUGUUAUCGAAAAUAUUCAUUUCCAUUUAAUACGGCGAUUCAUUUAUCCUUAACUUCUUUAUUCAUGCAUUUAUACUGAUUUCUGACUGUAUAUUAAUUGAUCUCAACCUCCUGUCAGGUGUGUAAAAAUGUUGAUAAACAUGAGUGAUUUUGCCAGCAGGAGAAGGCCGUUGAGAUCCAUCUGUAGGGAGACGCCUGAUUCUUAUCAGUUGGACGUUACACUAGAGGAAAAUAAAUCUCUAUCAGCAAAAUGACCGUUGAACCACAAGCCUGAUGAUAUUAUUUUAGGACUAUACACGAUUGCACUUCCAAAAUCCAGGAGUAGAAACGUCUUGGCAUAUUGCCCUUUUUUCUUCAGCAGACUAUAAUAACCACAGUAACAUUAAUCUACCCUGAAGUAUCGUUAUUGCUACGGGUGAAGUCGACACCCUGGCUCCCAAAUAAGCCGCUCUCUGUGUGUCUUCUCCUGUCCUUGUCCGGGUGGUCGCAGCCCCUGCCUCUGCGCAGAGCGCGAGCUUUCUGCUGCAGCACCGUGUUAUUUGAUCCUUGCUCUUUCUUUGCUGGGAAGAAAAGCUCGCCUCUUUCCCACGCUCUGAGGACACGUGGUGCCCGGAAUGAAUUGGAUUCAGAAGACCCUCCCUCCCGGUGAAACGUCUCUCUCUCUUUCCCUCUCUCCAUAUCUCUCUGAAAAUGUAAAAUAACAAUAUUGCCAAAGAAGCUUUAUCAUAUAUUAAAAAAUCGGCUUUUUUUAAAUAUAUGACGAGGUUUCUUUCGUGUAUCCCAGUGUGUAAGUUUCCCGAUCUGGACUCUCGGCGACGUGCGUGCGCACCACAUCCCCGGACGGGACGUGAGGCUCCUCCCGGCUUCUCUGUCCCCGAUCUGUCCGUUUACAAGACAGCCACACCAACACUGCACGGCUCUGGGUUCUCUCGUGUGUCGCUGAAAUGCGUCUUGUUUAUCGACACACAGGAACUGAGAUAUGGCUGCAUAAAUAGAAGCAGAGUAACGUUAUUACUUGUUUUAUCUUUGUGUGACCAGUGUGUGGAGAGUUGGCCCCCCCAGCACAGCCUCCGUGCCGAGGCGACCCCUCGGACUGACUACACAAAACCGGACUGUGCUCGCUAAAGGUUGUCCAUAAUAUUUUUGGAGAUCGUUUAUUGCAAAUUCUCACUGGUUUGCGCUUUUACGCACGCAUAUAAUGCGUCGUUGGUCAUUUUAACUAAAUUGUUUUGCUUAAUUGGGCAUGUCAAAGAGAAAAUAUGACAUUGCAAAAUAAUUGUUUGAAGUAUUUAAUCACUACUAGAAGUAUCUUCACAAGAGCCGCAUGAUUGCAUCUGGUUUUGGCUGCUUCCCAGACACACAUUACCAAUAAAGACCUGGGGAGCGAAGUGGUGGGGAGGGCAGAGAGAAGAUCAAAUGCCACAGAGUUUUUGGGGAGAAACUCAUCCAAUCAGAGAAACUUUUGGCUCCUGCGGUCUGUGCAAAUGUUUUCCAAGUGUCCAGACGCACUGCAGCCAAAAGCUUUGAGAGCGGACAGAUGUUCCUGAUUUUCCAGAAGAUGUUCCGCACCAUUCAGUAACCCUCAGAAAACACAUACACUCACAUAUAUAUGUGUGUUUUGGACUCCAGUAUGGCCACGCAGGUUAAUGCUGUGUCAUAUAAAGACUGCAGCGAGGAACACACAUCUGUAUCCUAUCUUACAAGGGUUGACUUAUAUUCAAGAUAUUUCUAGGAGUGAGUCAGAGCCAGCCUCUUUGUAUUGGUGCAGCUGCGGGCUUGUUGCAGAGGAAAAAACACCCGCUGAUGCACCUAAAAGUUUCGAAAACAGCUGAAUCACAGUCUCCUGCACACACACUCUUCUGGCUAUCCAUCAUUUAAGUCCCAAAGUCAAAUAUCUGAAUUUCAAUCAGGCCAGCAGAAAUACUUGUUUCUUAUUGGCUGGCAGGUGUCUGUUCACAUUCCAUACUGGGUUUAAACAUGAUUCAGGCCAACAGCAACACACUGUUACACUAAUAGUUCACUCGCCUUAUCAUAUGUUAAACCCAAGUAAGGUCAAAUAUUUAUAUCGCCCAAAAUCACAGACUUGCCGAGAAGGGUUUACAGCUUUGUACAUUAUACAGCACUCUCUAUCCUGAAACUAUACAAACUUUAAAAAAGUGGAUCAAACUUAGCUUUUGUGGUCAUACCUUGAUAAUGCACCCCAGGGUGUCCUGUUUAAAAUAUUGGACCCAAGCAAUCCAGUUAGAUUUACAUGAUCACUUUGUCAUUCUAUUAAAAAAAUAGAUUUGAUUUUUUUAAGAGUUAAAUUGCUGCAAAUCUGUUAUUUUCUAUACUGGGACACUUUGAAGUGCUGCACCAAGCUCCAUAACUUGAAGCAUAAAUCCCGUCAUGGGAUUACCUGUGGUUGUGUGAACUAUAGCUUGCAUUGAUAGUACAGUAGAAGUGCGGUUGACUACUUGACCUAGUUUUAGGUAACACGUGUGACUUUAAUGGACACCUGUCAGUCAAAGUCUAAAACGAACGUCUAUGACCAUGAUAAUGCACUCCAAAUGUGUUGACAGAAUGUCAGUCAUGUUUUCAGUCAGCCAGUAGUUGACAUCUUGUUUGUUUGUUUUUGGACUUAAAUAAGCAGAUUGCGACCUCCAUAUGUGGGAUCUCUGCCGCUGCCUCUCCCACGCUGACGCACAGACGCCCAAAUGACACGCUCGCGUAUAGACAGAUAUGGCUGCAGACGCGCGCCACAUGUACAGUUCAGAGUGUGGGAAAACGAGGACA